Messenger RNA from Ascochyta rabiei, 1491 nucleotides. RefSeq lists its product as uncharacterized. The transcript is spliced from 4 exons. Gene Ontology annotation, molecular function: oxidoreductase activity, acting on paired donors, with incorporation or reduction of molecular oxygen; monooxygenase activity. The record is from RefSeq and is a predicted model, not a curated record. NCBI's taxonomy places the organism in Eukaryota, Fungi, Ascomycota, Dothideomycetes, Pleosporales, Didymellaceae. Bases 1 to 1491 code for a protein of 496 amino acids.
AUGGCUUUAGGGUCCGUAAAGACUGAUGACACGUCGAAGCCGAAGAAAAAGCUCCUUCUCAAUGCCUUCGACAUGUUCACUCCUAGCCACUUGGCUUUCGGUCAAUGGGCAAAUCCUCGCGAUCGAAGCAAGAAUAAGCGGCGAGAUCUCACCUACUGGACCGACCUAGCGGAAAUAUUGGAAAAAGGAAGCUUCGUGGGGUACUUUCUUGCAGAUACAUUUGGUCCGUAUGAUGUCUACAAAGGCGGUACUGAGCCUACAUUCCGAACUGGAGCACAGUGGCCUAUGGCGGAUCCAAUCAUCCCGAUAUCAGCCAUGGCAAGCGUAACGAAACAUCUUAAAUUCGCAGUCACAACCUCAACUUCGUACGAGCAGCCGUAUGUUGUAGCAAAGAGGUUCGCGACUCUCGAUCACUUGACUGGAGGACGAUUUGGUUGGAACAUUGUAACAAGCUGGAAACCGGCUGCCUCUAAAGCUGUUGGUUUGCCUUACGUCGAACAUGACAAACGAUAUGAAAACGCCGAUGAGUAUCUCCGUAUCCUCUAUAAACUCUGGGAGGGAUCCUGGGCAGACGACGCACUCGUCGAAGACUCUGAAUCCAAAAUCUAUACCGACCCAUCCAAGAUUCGUACCAUCAAACAUGAGGGUAAAUGGAAUGUCGAUGCACCCUUCAUUGUUGACCCAUCGCCACAACGAACACCUGUUCUCUUCCAAGCCGGGACAUCAGCUGCUGGUAUGAAGUUUGGAUCGAACCAUGCAGAAGCUAUUUUCGUUUCCGGACUGUCACCACAUGUGGUAGCUCCUCGCGUCAAGGCCAUUCGAGAGCAAGCAGCCGCAGCCGGGCGAGACCCUCAGUCGAUCAAGAUCUUUACCAUGAUCACACCAAUCAUCGGCAAAGACGAGGAAGACGCCGAAAAAAAGCACCGCGAGGCUCUCCAAUAUGCAUCUGAGGAAGGCGGCCUGGCGCAGUGGUGCGCGUCGAGCGGUGUUGACGUGUCAAAAUUCGAGCCUGACCAUCUUCUCACUGAAGAAGACUUACCACGUGAGCAAUGGCAGCGGUUGGCUCAGAGUAUCGUAUACAACCUGCAGUAUACCGGCUACGAUAUCCCACCUCUAACUGUUCGCAACCUCGGAAAAUUGGUCGCGAUAGGUGGCUCUGGAGCAAUGCCCAAAGGCUCGCCAUCUCAAGUCGCCGACAUCUUCGAGCAGUGGGUCGACAUCGCUGAUGUCGAUGGGUUUAACAUCGCGUAUGUCGUCUCGCCUGGCAGCUUCCAGGAUGUUUCCGAGCUGCUCGCUCCAGAGCUUAGGCGAAGGGGACUACUGGACGAGCCAAUCCACUCAGACGCCCCUGUAUUGACGUACCGUGAAAGAAUAUACGGCAAAGGGCAAAAAGGUCUCCGAAGUGAUCAUUUGGGGUUCAGAUAUAAGUACGACACGUACGAGCAAACAGUUGCUGAGGAGUCUGCUCGUAAGACGACGGCAUCUUCGUGA